UGCUGAAAUCGUAAGCAGAUGAAUCCCAGACCUACUCAGCCGCUAUAUGUUAUUGGUCUCCGCUCAAUGUUGAUGUAUCUCCGCGAGUACUGUGAGAUCGAGGACCUAGGGCUCGACAGGGACGACGGCACUGGUGUCGAGACGAUUCUCUCGGAGACCAUCCACUGGCGUGGUCAUAACCGCCAUUACGAUUUUGCACCCUUUAUGCCAUGGCAGGCCGAGACGCUGUAAGUCUAUGCCGUU
Molecule: messenger RNA, 243 nt
Organism: Phanerochaete carnosa HHB-10118-sp
Lineage: Eukaryota; Fungi; Basidiomycota; Agaricomycetes; Polyporales; Phanerochaetaceae
Exons: 1
Coding region: 19-231 (70 amino acids)
Source: RefSeq, a predicted model, not a curated record